CUUCCUCGUGACAUCACGCGGCUCGGGGAAAAGUGCGAGCGUGAGCGCGAGUCGGAGCCACAACGCCGGGAGCUGCGGGCGGAGCAGGGGCCGCCCCUCGACACCCCGUCCCCGCCCCCGGCCCUCGGCCCGGCCGCCCGCCCCGCUGGCCCGCCGGGCCGCGCGUCCGUCCCGCCGUCUGUCUGGCGCGAGGGGAGCGGGGCAGAGGCGGCGGGUAAGUGGCUCCGCGGCGGCGCGGGGGCGGGGGGCUCGCCGGGAAGAGCAGGAAGCAGGUCCCCGGGACGCUCUGAGGCUCCCCAGAGGUGGGUUCGACUGGGACUGGGCGCCAGAACCCCUCCGGGGCGAGCGUGGUGCCAGGAGCUGCAGAGGGCCGGGGCUGGGGGACCCCGCUGGAAGCAAGGCCGGGGUCUCUCGGAGGCUUCUCCAGACACGGGCUACCCACCCCUGCUAACCAGUAUGGCCAACUUCACACCCGUCAAUGCCAGCUCUGGCAAUCAGUCCGUGCGCCUGGUCACGUCGUCAACCCACAACCGCUACGAGACGGUGGAAAUGGUCUUCAUCGCCACGGUGACAGGCUCCCUGAGCCUGGUGACUGUCGUGGGCAAUAUCCUGGUGAUGCUGUCCAUCAAGGUCAACAGGCAGCUGCAGACAGUCAACAACUACUUCCUCUUCAGCCUGGCAUGUGCCGACCUCAUCAUUGGCGCCUUCUCCAUGAACCUCUACACCGUGUACAUCAUCAAGGGCUACUGGCCCCUGGGCGCCGUGGUCUGCGACCUGUGGCUGGCCCUGGACUACGUGGUAAGCAAUGCCUCCGUCAUGAACCUUCUCAUCAUCAGCUUUGACCGCUACUUCUGCGUCACCAAACCCCUCACCUACCCCGCCCGGCGCACCACCAAGAUGGCAGGCCUCAUGAUUGCCGCCGCCUGGGUCCUGUCCUUCGUGCUCUGGGCGCCCGCCAUCUUGUUCUGGCAGUUUGUGGUGGGCAAGCGGACGGUGCCCGACAACCAGUGCUUCAUCCAGUUCCUGUCCAACCCGGCAGUGACCUUCGGCACAGCCAUCGCUGCCUUCUACCUGCCUGUGGUCAUCAUGACGGUGCUGUACAUCCACAUCUCCCUAGCCAGUCGCAGCCGGGUCCACAAGCACCGGCCUGAAGGCCCUAAGGAGAAGAAAGCCAAGACGCUGGCCUUCCUCAAGAGCCCACUGAUGAAGCACAGCGUCAAGAAGCCCCCGCCCAGGGAGGCCGCCCGGGAGGAGCUGCGCAAUGGCAAGCUGGAGGAGGCCCCCCCACCGGUGCUGCCACCACCGCCGCGCCCCAUGGCUGACAAGGACACUUCCAAUGAGUCCAGCUCAGGCAGUGCCACACAGAACACCAAGGAACGCCCAGCCACAGAGCUGUCCACCACAGAGGCCACCACGCCUGCCAUGCCCGCCCCUCCCCUGCAGCCUCGAGCCCUCAACCCAGCCUCCAAAUGGUCCAAGAUCCAGAUUGUGACGAAGCAGACGGGCAAUGAGUGUGUGACAGCCAUUGAGAUCGUGCCUGCCACACCGGCCAGCAUGCGCCCCGCGGCCAACGUGGCCCGAAAGUUCGCCAGCAUCGCUCGCAACCAGGUGCGCAAGAAGCGGCAGAUGGCAGCCCGGGAGCGCAAGGUGACACGGACCAUCUUUGCCAUUCUGCUAGCCUUCAUCCUCACCUGGACGCCCUACAAUGUCAUGGUCCUGGUGAACACCUUCUGCCAGAGCUGCAUUCCUGACACCGUGUGGUCCAUCGGCUACUGGCUCUGCUACGUCAACAGCACCAUCAACCCCGCCUGCUACGCUCUCUGCAAUGCCACCUUUAAAAAGACCUUCCGGCACCUGCUGUUGUGUCAGUAUCGGAACAUUGGCACUGCUAGGUAGGCAAGCAGGAGUGCCCUAGGAGGUGCUGGGGUUGCGUGUGUGUGCUGGGGGCCCACAUGGCUCACCUGCUGUGGGGAAGAAUUGCAGGCACCAUUCCGUGUUCGCUUUCGCUGAGGAGGAAGUUCAGAAGAGGCUCUGGCUGCAUUCAGAGAUCAGAUCUCUGCUCAGGCUGAGGAGGCUCACCCCAGGGAGUGUCUGUCUGAACUGGGGCUGCCUGGCCCACCUCUGUGGCCUUGGCGCUGGCCUGGGUGGGCGCCUGCCCCACUGUGACCAACCAUCAGCAGAGCUGGAAGAAUGGACAUCUGGACGGGGCCGAAGCCCAGGGCCCCCUCAGGAGGAACAAAGGGGCCAGUGCUUGGAAGGAGGCUUGGGAAGGGCAUGGAGGGGUGGGGUCCCCUAUUCUGCUGUAAUCGGUGCUUUCCGCCCCCCUGCACCCCGCAUGUAGGCUCAGCCCCCUCUCCCCUAAUCCCACUCCAGGGGCAGAAAUCUUCUCUGGCUGCAGCUGCUUAGCCAGGUUCUGGGUGGGCAUGAUGGAGGCCAGGUCCCCCCAACCCCAGCAGCACUGCCCUUGUCACAGUAAGACGGGGCAGCGGGGAGGUCAGGGGUUCUCUCUCAGGAACUGAGGUCUGGCCUCCUGCAAUCCCAGGCUGAGCCAAGGGGGGUCCACUUAUUCGGAAGACAGGCCCCUGCCUCCCCAGCCUUAGAAGGCUGUCCCAGGUCACACGUCAAGUCAGGGUGAGGCUGUGGUGGGCAGCGUUCCCAUCUACUCUCUUCAAACCUCUCACCCUCUGGCCUCUGGAGGGUGGAGGCCUGGGUCACACAGGCAAGAAGAAAGGCAUCGACCUACUCGGGUUUCCGUGACAGUGGGGGUGGGCAGUGAGAUAGGCACUCAACCCCCAAUCUGCUGCCCCCCCCCCAUGGGUAGAACCUUCCUGAUUGGCUGUGGGUUGGACCAAAAGACCUUUAACUGGGUGAGGUUGAGAUGGGCGUGGUGAUUCCAGUGUCAGGCAGGUUCCCUUCCCCAGCCCUGGUCCCUGGGAGAUAUGAGGACUGAAAGGCUUAGGGGACUUGAUGGGGGGCAUCCUUUCAGGGGCCCUGGAAGAAAUUCUUGAAAUUGUUCUUUUUCCAUGAGCUCUGGGGAGCACCAACCACCAGGCCCCCAACCCCCUGAAACCCACCAGUCCCUGCAGCCUGGUCUUUCUUCCCAGCUUCCCAGCCCCAGACACAUUUCCACAGCAAACUCCUUGGGAAGGGGCUUUUAUAUAUUAAAAAAAGAAAAGCUUUUAUUGGGGGAAAA
Messenger RNA from Callithrix jacchus (white-tufted-ear marmoset), 3193 nucleotides. RefSeq names its product cholinergic receptor muscarinic 4 (gene CHRM4). Gene Ontology annotation, biological process: G protein-coupled receptor signaling pathway, coupled to cyclic nucleotide second messenger; chemical synaptic transmission; regulation of locomotion. The record is from RefSeq and is a predicted model, not a curated record. Gene Ontology annotation, cellular component: synapse; dendrite; plasma membrane. Gene Ontology annotation, molecular function: G protein-coupled acetylcholine receptor activity; G protein-coupled serotonin receptor activity. Lineage: Eukaryota; Metazoa; Chordata; Mammalia; Primates; Cebidae.